Molecule: messenger RNA, 1706 nt
Organism: Nanorana parkeri
Lineage: Eukaryota; Metazoa; Chordata; Amphibia; Anura; Dicroglossidae
Product: aldehyde oxidase-like
Exons: 14
Coding region: 174-1667 (497 amino acids)
Molecular function (GO): iron ion binding; oxidoreductase activity
Source: RefSeq, a predicted model, not a curated record
UUGUGGCUGCAGUACUGAAGGUACCUUCAAAUCGGGUAGUAUGUCAUGUAAAACGAGUUGGAGGAGCGUUUGGUGGAAAAGUAACAAAAACAGGUUGUCUUGCAUCGAUCACCGCAGUUGCUGCUAACAAGACAAAGCGUGCAGUGCGCUGUGUUCUGGAGCGUGGGGAUGACAUGCUAAUAACAGGAGGACGCCAUCCAUACCUUGGAAAAUAUAAAGUAGGGUUCAUGAAUGAUGGUCGGGUGACUGCUCUAGAUGUGUCCUAUUACAAUAAUGCUGGUUCUACCUCUGAUGACUCCAUCCUGGUAGUUGAGGUUGGUCUAAUGAACAUGGACAAUGCUUACAAAAUACCCAAUCUAAGAUGUAAAGGAACUGCAUGCAAGACCAAUCUCCCAUCAAACACUGCUUUCCGAGGGUUUGGAUAUCCACAAGCUGCAUUUGUAACUGAAACUUGUAUGAGUGAAAUUGCUAUUAAGGCGGGGCUCCCAUCUGAGAAGGUUAGGGAGCUCAAUUUGCACAGAGGGAUUGGCCAAACACACCUGAAACAGGAGAUAGAUGCCAGAACCUUGAUAAUGUGCUGGAAUGAGUGCAUGGAGAAAUCUUCUUACCAUAACAGACGACUUGCCAUUGAAGAAUUUAAUAAGCAGAAUUACUGGAAGAAGAAGGGAUUGGCCAUCAUUCCCAUGAAAUUUCCCAUUGGAUCCAUUGUUAAAUUUUUUGGACAGGCUGCAGCUCUUGUUCACAUCUAUCUGGACGGAUCAGUGUUGAUUAGUCAUGGUGGGGUAGAGAUGGGACAAGGAGUCCACACAAAGAUUAUGCAGAUUGCAAGCAGAGAACUGGACAUUCCUAUUUCAGAAGUGCAUGUUUCUGAGACCAGCACAGGUUCCGUCCCCAACACAUUGGUCUCAGGUGGCUCUCUAGGGACUGACGUCAAUGGAAUGGCAGUGAAGAGUGCUUGUGAAACUCUUAUUAAACGUCUGGAACCCAUUAAAGAGGCUAAUCCUAAAGGUUCAUGGAAAGACUGGGUAAAAGAGGCAUUUUUGCAGUCAAUUAGCUUGUCUGCCACUGGAUAUUUCAGAGGAUUUGGCAGAGAAAUGAACUGGGACAAAGGAGAAGGGGAUCCAACCCUUUACUAUGUGUUUGGAGUUGCAUGUUCUGAGGUGGAAAUAGACUGUCUUACUGGAGAUCACAAGAACCUCCGGACAGACAUUGUCAUGGAUAUUGGCUGCAGUAUUAAUCCGGCUGUGGACAUAGGGCAGAUUGAAGGUGCCUUUGUUCAAGGAUUGGGAUUAUUCACAAUUGAAGAACUGAAAUUCUCUCCUCAAGGAGUGCUGUACACCCGUGGGCCAGCUCAGUAUAAAAUCCCAGCAGUAUGUGAUGUGCCUGAGCAGUUCUACGUGUCCUUGCUCGCCAAUGCUCCCAACCCACAUGCUAUAUAUUCUUCCAAGGGUGUUGGUGAGCCAGCUCUGUUCCUGGGCUCCUCUAUUUAUUUUGCCAUAAAGGAUGCAUUGACAUAUGCCAGAAAAGAAAGAGGAAUGUCUGAACUUUUUACUUUAAACAGUCCUGCAAGCGCAGAGAAGAUCAGGAUGGCAUGUGGUGACAAAUUCACUAACAUGAUUCCAAGAGAUGAGCCUGAUACCUUUGUCCCUUGGGCUAUCAAUAUAUGAACAAACUGAUCUGUGCUAAAGGAUCUUCAUUAUUCAACU